Molecule: messenger RNA, 1622 nt
Organism: Wallemia mellicola CBS 633.66
Lineage: Eukaryota; Fungi; Basidiomycota; Wallemiomycetes; Wallemiales; Wallemiaceae
Exons: 2
Coding region: 1-1206 (401 amino acids)
Biological process (GO): regulation of transcription by RNA polymerase II
Cellular component (GO): Set3 complex
Source: RefSeq, a predicted model, not a curated record
AUGGCCCCUUUCAUUUUAAAUCCACACACAGUCUCAGGACUACGACAAAAUGCACGAGUGGAAUCUGAUGCACCUGAUGGCACGCCAUUAUAUGAUCUAGAUCAACUUGUGAAUUACACCGUGAAGGAGAAGCAGAUAGAUGGAAUAUCAUUCGAGCCGACAGAGCCAAUUUUAGAAGACAAUAAAGAGAAAUUACUUGAUAAGCCUGUUCAACCGUUAGGAUUUGAAUAUACAGAUAGCAAUAUGCUAUCAUUUGAGUCCAUAACAGCUCAAGUUUUAGAAGAUCAUCAAAAAGUUAAGGAUAAGAUGAGGGACUAUAUGAUAAUCAGAAACCAGGCAAGAAAUCAAAAGAUUGAGGCUUUACAAGAUGAUUAUAUGACAUUACAAAUUGAUUGGGAAGCUAGAUGCAAUAAGGAUAUCAAGAUUGCAUCAGCACCACAAAUGCCUAACAAAAGGUCGAGAAGGGGUGACGCGGUUGUGCAUGUUGAGCUUACAAAUAGAAGGAAUGCAAAUAUGUCGCGAAAACCUGCAUCCGCGGUACCUCAACACGUUGUCGCGGAAGCUACGCCUACACCACCUGCAGAAUCAUCUGAGAUGGAGGUGACAGAUUCUAGUUCAGUUUUCGAUAAAGCUGUACAAGAAGCAGAGCCAUUACACCUCGUUGACGAGAAUAGUAAGGAGGAAAUGGAGAAUGAAAAAGUUUUAUCACGGAUGUUGCAGAGAUUACAGGCGAUUGAUAAAAAGGAUCCACACGUUAAGGCGGAGAGAACUCAAGCCCAUAUACCCAAUCAAGAGCUCAGUUCGAUCGAUAGAUGGUCUUGCGCGUAUAAUGACGCGAAUGCCAGAGUAUUGGAUCCAAUCAGCUACUUCGAGCGUAGUCAUGAAUCUGAAUUCUGGAGCGAAGAUGAAAAGGAAAUAUUUUUGAAAGCAUAUGUCGACACACCAAAGUCAUUUGCUGAAAUCGCGGAGAAAAUCCCAAACAAGAGUGUUCAAGAUUGCGUACUUUUCUAUUACAUGAAUAAGAAGGUAAGAGUUGAUUAUGAGAAGUGUCAUUAUAGAUUCAAGGGACUAUCAUUUACUAGACGAGGUGUGAUGAGACGUGGUAAGCGUAAUCGUAAAGGAGGUGCACUUCUUGCAGAUAUUUCAACUACGCAAUCACGAGAGCAGAAGACAGUACCAUCUGCCCCGCAUCACCUCGUAACUUGAACAUUUAGAGAACUUUAAGCGCAUCCUCGAUUUGAUUCAUAAAAGCGACUAGUUUCUUCUGCUCAGUUUCUAAGAAAAUGAGCGUAAAUUGUAAUUAUUAUUAUAAGAAUAUUUGUAUUACCUUGCCUGUCAUGCUCGAGCUCGAUUUCUUUGAGACCGUCGUUGAUCUCGAGUGUUAACCUGUCAGUUUCGUAGUUCUUCCGAGUAUUGAGCCAGCAAUUGAAGAGCAAGCAUAUCUUCUGCAAUCUCAAAGACAAAUCUAUACAGUCUAGUUAGCCAUCUCUGCGUUAGAAAAAUUGCACAGGAGAUCUCAACUUGGAUCAUGAAUAGAGUCCAAAUUCUCUGACUGCUUGAAUUCUUCUAAGAGGCUGUCCUUAUCAAAUUUCUCUAAUUUAAAUUUAUUUUUAUUCAUCUUC